AUGGUGACGGGACAUCCUGAUAACAAUGGUAGAGAUGGCACCCAAGAACCUGUUGGUUCAUCUGGUGUUGAAGAACCUAAUGGACUUGUUGGUGACAGAAGAACUGCUGGUAAAAAUGGCGAGGAUGAUACUCAAGGAUCUGAAUCUAAAGGAGGUGGUGAAAAUUGUGAUAGAAGUAGUGGAGCUGAAAUUAAAGAAGACUUGAAAAACCCGAUGAAGAACUAA
Theileria equi strain WA is the source of this 225-nucleotide messenger RNA. RefSeq lists its product as hypothetical. The record is from RefSeq and is a predicted model, not a curated record. NCBI's taxonomy places the organism in Eukaryota, Apicomplexa, Aconoidasida, Piroplasmida, Theileriidae. The coding region runs from base 1 to 225 and encodes 74 amino acids. The transcript is spliced from 2 exons.